UGAAAAGCGAUGCAACACCGUUGAUGGAUACUGUCAUCUUUUGAAAGCUGACAGAAGCUCACCUUUAAUAUGGCUUGUUGUAGCCAAGAAGAUACGUUUGUGAGCGCACUUGUGAAAUAUCUAUUAUUCUUUUUCAAUUUCGGAUGCUGGUUGUUUGGAGGUGUGCUGAUCGGGAUUGGUGUUUGGGCCUUUAUAGAAAAAAAUCGUUUUUACCACAAAGAGGUCCAGACAGUGUAUGACAUCAUCUUCGACCUUUCUGUCAUCUUUUUUAUCAUCGGAUUCAUCAUUUUCAUCCUCGGAUAUGCUGGUUGUAUCGGAGCUCUUAGAGAAAAUAUUUGUCUUCUCAAAUUUUAUUACAUAACGAUGAUCAUCAUAUUCCUGUUGCUGGUUGUGGGAGCUGUGUUAGCAUUCGUGUUCAGAGAUAAAGUCAAACAAAUCCUGGUUGAUGUCCUCCAACAAAAUCUUAUCACACGUUACCAAGAUGACCCAGACGGUCAGAGCACCAUCGAUUGGAUACAGGAAAAGCUAUACUGCUGUGGUGUGAAUGGUUACCGGGACUGGAACAGUAACCAGUACUUCAACUGUACUGAGGACAACCCGAGUCCUCUACGCUGCAGUGUGCCAUACUCCUGUUGUCGAGAUCCUGACGUUCUCACGCCUGGAGUGCCUAAUAUUUUAUGUGGCAAGGAUGUGUUAGAAGAGUCCGGAGAUAUCUCUAUAAUUUACACCAUUGGAUGUGUGGAUGCUGGAAUACGUCUGGCCGAGAAAGAACUCCCAAUUAUGGGGGGCAUCGUAAUUGGACUGGCUGUUCCUCAGUUAUUUGGGAUUUGCCUUUCACGACUACUGGAGGGGCAAGUGAUGGACCAGAGAGCAAGAUGGGCACAGACACACCAUGGGCACCAUCAGUAGUAAAUGCACCAUGAAAAUCGACAAAAGUCCAUGAACACCAUCAUUAAGUUCAGAUCAGUUACACCAUGGACGCAAGCAUAUUGUGAAGUCCAAUAUUUUCGUGAGUGUCAAAUUUCAUGGUUUUCUGACAAAACACCAUUUUGGUGGAUACAUGAAUUCGUUGACUAUGCGUACCCACUCAAACAGAAUUGCUCGACGUCAAACUUGCAAUUACCUCAUGGACUUAUAAAUACGUGGAUGGAGAUUACCCACGAAAUGAACGAAAUUACAAUCCCCAUAAAAAUUAGUGAUUUCACAGUAUGCCAUUACAGACACACAAUGGUCACCAUCAGUAAUCUACAUUAGACUCAAUGUAGACACCAUCAAUCUGACACUCAGCAUCAUUAGACAAUAACAGACACACCAUGGUCUUCAACAUAAAUGAUAUGAACAAAAACGAUUCAAACCUUUUUUAGUUUAUCAGAUCUGUUACAUACAAUAGACAUUUUGUUCAAAUUAAGCAAAGCAACACCUUUUUACAUUGUAUGUUCCUGGUACCAGGUGAGGUCGAGGGGCUGUUGGGGACAUAAACAUAUCAAGUGUGAAAGAUAUUCUCAGUAGUAAGGCAUGUUUAUAACAAACUGAGAUGGAAGUUUGAAAUUGGUUCUAUUAAUAAAGGAACCCCAUGAUAAGUUAUAAAAAUAACUUUUAUUCAGUAAAUCAUGUUUAUAAGGAACCCAAGUCUAUGUGAUAACAAACAAUUAGCACUUUGCAAUAAAUUUUCCGUGUCGCAGGAAAGAAUUAACGGCGAAGCAUAUCUCCUUGAAUCUUCAUGUUACAAUAAGGUAAGGUAGCAAAUAAGAUAUUUCAAAUUUUACAACAGUAAGUUACAUACAUGAUCUAUUUUAAAAUUAUAUCAACUCUUGAUACUUUAAAAAGCAUUCAUUGAAACUCUUUCAUAAUGAACCUCGAAAAUUUGCUAGCUGUAGACUUAAUUCUCUAACUUUUGUUAAAAACAAGAUUUAAAAAUAAGCAUGUUUGUACCAGCACGUUUAUUGUAUAAAAACUAAUAUAAAAUGUGGUAAUCGGUGUUAACAGAAUCUUGAUUUAGACAUGCAUGUUAUCUAUUAAUUCUAAAUAUUGUGAUGAAUUCUAAACACAUUGUUAAUAGUAUGUAUUUGUAUUGAUAGAUGAUUCACAAACAAUUUAUCAUUAAAUUAAAUUUAAAAAAAACCGUUUUGAAUCUCGUGUACAAAUGGAUUGAAAGUGAUGCAGAGAAAGUUAUCUUAAGCAGCACUUUGAAUGAAACCGAUGUCAAUGAAACCUAUUUAUCUACAUGUGUAUAUUGAAAUCAUCAAAUUUAUCAAAGUGGCCUUUAUUACAUGUUAAAGCCAACAUUAAUGUGACUAAUGAAACAGAAAUAAAUUCAAUAAAUUCAAAAAAAAAAUGGACCAAUUAAUUUUACAUUAUUAUAUAGUUGAUUUGCAUUGUGCAAGCAACAUAAGGUUCACGAACAUUAAUCAUCAAGAAAUAGGGCAACUAUAAUUCAUUAGGUGUAAAUAUUCUGGUCAAAUGUUUUGAAUAUGUUCGUAUCGUCUCCCAAGACAUAAAUAAAUACCGACCUUCAUAAACCAUUACAUACCAGGCCAAUUUUACCAUCUUGAAACUUUCAUUGUGACAACGAAUUUUAGUAGGCGGCGUACACUAUAUAAUAAUUUCACGUGAAGGGCAAACUUUAACAGUGGGUAAAUAUGGAUUAUACCGAUGAAAGGCGAACAUUUCAUUAGGCGAAAGUUUCGUGGUGUAAAAAUAAUACUUCAAUAUUCCUGUUCUGUUUCAAUAACAUUUAAUUACUAAAUCAAUUAUACACCUGGUUUUUAUAUUUUUACAAAGUUUGUUUCAUACUAGUUUACAUAUUUUUUUAGUAUGUUCAUUGGAUUUUUAUAACUCUGUUAAAGAUGGAUAUGAACUGUUGUUUAACUCUGCUGAUGGAGCUUGUAUUGAAUAACAUUUUCGUGAUAUUACCAUUCCCUUUUGAUUAUACUAUUCUAUUACACAUUUGUUGUGUGUGUAUACACAGAUGUAUUAAUUAACCGCUUUCUAUCGAAAACAAUAAUAUUAAAAGAAAAACUAUCAUCAUAAGCAUUCCAUUUUUACCGUAGUUUUACUGAUAUUAGUGUUGAUAUGUAUUUAACAUUUAUGUAUAAAUGCUUAAUCCUCAGUGAUGUGGAAGUUGAUUUACAAUGGUCAGAGCUUGUCUAACAUGGAUAUGCUAAUCAGGCAUUGUACUUAAUCGUCAAUGGCCAAUCAAACGUGGUAGUCAGGAGUAAAAUUGUACUUAAUCGUCAAUGGCCAAUCAAACGUGGUAGUCAGGAGUAAAAAUCAUUGAAAGAUCUUCAAUAAUUCAUCAGUUGGAAAUAUUUAAUAAUAAGGUUUAAAUUUAUACACGAACAAGGAACGUAUUAAACGUGUCACAACGUUUCAAGACCGACUGGUCUCUUUGUCAAAUUAUGACUGAGUGAGCGAUUUGUAUUGUUUACCUGUAUGUACAUGCUGCAACGCUGUGACGAAAUGUCAUAUGUCACUCGCUCCGGGACGUUUUGCCUAUCGAUAGACAGUUACUUGUGCAAAGACUGACAUUCUAGAAAAUAAUAAUAUCAAUUCCGUGCAACAAUUUUUAGAAGUCAUCUAUUGAAAAACUGUGAGGAAACUUGUUACACGUCUGAAUGAACAUCAAAAGGGCGUAGAGAAAAUUAAAUGAGCAACACGAACUAACCAGAACCACGCGCAAAACAUCCGCCACCCAGUACAAUAAAUCGGCAUUAACAGAUCACGCUAACACCCAAAAUCACAUCGUCUAUUGGGACAAUGCAAAAAUAGUUGAAAGGGAACAACAUACCAAAAACGAGACAAAUCAAAGAAGCAAUUUAAAUCAGUAAAGCCCAAAACAUGAACAGAGACGAGUGGGACACCAGCUGGGUCAUCUGUGUGAACUUAUACUGACCCAACGGGAGAGUGGGCUAGAUCUACCCCCUACCUGUUACCUAUUCGAUAGAGUGUAUAUGCACUCUCUAUCGAUAGGCAACACGUCCCUGGUAGAGUGAUUUAAUUAUAAACAUACAAUGUCGUCACACCGUUGUAUAGGUAAACAAUACAAAUUACUUACUCUGUCAUAAUUUGGACCAGUUAGUCUUGAAACAUUGCAACACGUUUACUACGCACAUUGUCUGUAUAAAUAAAACUUGAUAUAUCAUUGAGGGAUAUUGAUAUAAAUAGAUAAAUGAACAAACUUGGCCCUGAAUAUGUGUUUACUCAUUACAUUAUAUGCUGUCCAGGCAACAUAUAUACACAUUAUUUCAUUUAUCUACUAUGGUGGUUGAAUUUGCAACUUAUUUACGUUGCGGAAAGUGUAUUGAUAGUACAUGAAAAGGGUCUUUUGCCAUAGUUGUUGUAAUACUGACCGCUAUAUUGCUUAACUUAAACAGUAUAUCCUGCUGCUACAAAAAGAGCGAUGCCAAAAGUAAUUGUUUAGUGCAAGCAUUGAUCAUAAUAAAUACUUGUUAUAUUGUAUCUAGUCUGUUUAGUGUCAGUAACACAGCAUAAUUUUAGUUUUUAUUAUAAUAUAGCGAAUAUGUCAAUGAAAUUAACACAUAUUGUUGUCCUUUUUUUAUACUAUUGGCUGUUUAGUGCCAUGAGCACAGCAAUAUUUCGAUAUAAGUUACAAUGAUGGAACAUUUUCAGCAACAUUUUCGUAAAUAAUUAUUCUUUUUACGCUUUAGUAUGAUUAGUUCCUGCAAACUUUCAUUUCGUGUACAGUUCCAUACAUGACUCUUGUUGACGCCAGUACACGUAGUACAGCGAUUGUUUAUGUUUAUAUAAUUAAGCAAGAACGUCAGAGACAUUUACACGGAUUAUUUUACAUAUUUUACUCUAGUCCUCUCAGUGUCAUUAUCACUGCAGGUAAUGCAACGCACAUUUAUUUUGUGUACUAAUGCAGCAGGUGGAAAGACGCUUGCCCUUUUAUUUCACCGAGUAAUGUGGAAAAAACAACAUAUUCGCUCUAGGUGUUUUACUGGUACAGUGUAUAACAGAAAUGUCUGCGGUCAAUGGCAUUGGCACAUUAGCAUAAAUUAAUCUCUAGUCAGUUUAGUGGCAAUAAUACAACCAACGUAUUAUGUAAUAGUAAUAUAUUAUUUUAAGUGAACAGUGUCGAACCUUAUUUUAUUUGACUACUGUCUUCCUGAUGCCUGUAUCACACGUUUAGUUUAUAUUUUGCUUGUCUCUAGUCUAUCGAGUGUCUGAAAUAAUAUAGUGCUGGUUUAGUGAUAUUUUCUGGAUGUCUCUCCAGUGCCAAAAACAUAUGAUGUUAGUCUAGUAUGUGCGUUUAACACCAAUUAAAUAGCACAGUAAUACCUUAUUUCAGAGAUCCAUACAUGCAGUAUGAUCAGAGACGUAUAAUACGUCUCUGGUAUGAUGUAAUAUUUGUCGUUGAAAAAAUGUUGGGGGAAUACAUAACUCGAGUUAUAAUAAAGAAUGUUUCCCACCAAAAUACACACAAAAAAUAUCUUCUACUACUGUACAGGAAACAAAUAUUUGAGGUACUUUUAUGUCUUUUCGGUAUCUAUUUGCCGAAGUGACCUACCUCAUCCAGUCAUUAACACUUUGUAAAUUAGACUGUUUUGGACGUCCAAUAUUUGUCUCUUGAUGCCCCGAUUUCAUUUCACCAAGUUUAGCUGAUGUCAUAAUUUUUAACUGCUGCAGCCAGUGGCCGUGUUCUUGCUGUUAAGCGUUGAUUAAACAACAGAACUAUAGAACUAGAUCGAUAAUUUUCUACUGGUUCAUACUCAUUUUUUAUAUUCAAACAAACCUUGUGCGUGAAUGCGUAUAAAUGUGUUAUACGCAUUAACGCACAAGGUUAGUUUGAAUAUAACAAAUGGGUAUGAACCAGUAGAAAAUGUCUUUACAUUGCAGACGUGGCAGAAUAUGAUUUUCUCGGUCUAGUUCUAUAUAUCUAUAGUUCUGUUGUAGUGCAGUGGCGGAUCCAAAGGGGUUCUUUUGGGUUUCAGGAAACCCUCCAGCCUGAGAAUUUUCAUUAAAAGUCAUGUAUUUUCACAAUUUUCCUCAAUUUUCCCCUACAUUGAGUACAUUGAGUCGCCCUUUUCGUGUAAGAUUUUCGGAAUGAAGGUCAGGAUGUCAAAUGUUAUCUUUCAAAAAGAUUUAUAUAAUAAUGACUAUACAUGUACUUAAUAUUUUCAUUUUAGGUAUGUUUUAAGCAAUUCUGCCAACAUUUCUGAAAAGAAAUAUUAGAUUUUAUUGUCAAAUUGUUUACAUAUUAUACCGGUAUUACCUGUACGUGUAGGUACCUCAUGUAACACACAUGUUGGUCAAACUCACAUUCUGUGUCUUUAAAUAUCACCUAUUCCGGCACACACUUAACCACAUACUGUCUCUAACACGACUUUGUAUACACAGCUAGUUCCUCUGAUUUAACUUUGCAAGAUCUGUUUUACAAAUGACAUCCCAAAUCUACGUAGACGUUUUGUAGCUAUUGAACUCAAUUUUCUGAAUUGGAUUUCCAUUACUUGAUCUUACCCACCAGAUUCAUUCCAUAGUAAUACUCAAUCAUAUUCGAGAAAACCAACGAUUCCUUUUAAAAAAUACAAUUUCACAGUUCUACAUUCAAUGUAGCCUCUCAGUUUAAACACUUGUAUACUAUAUGUGUAUUUACAUAUUAGCUGCGGUGAUAUAUCUGCUUAUCUACAUUUUAUAUAUUAUUUGAAUGUAUGACUCAAACGUCUUCAUUUAUGUUUUUUUUAUAUAACUUUUUACCUUGGAACAAGUUUAAAUAAAACUCGCGAUUUCGAUACGUCUCUCCUCAAUUAUGUAGUAAACUGAAUACAUAAUUUUUGACUGAUCUUAUGUCAUCGACAGUAGCAUAAUAAAGAUGAAAUGAAAAUAAAAUAAUUGCUUUAUAAGAGAACGUAUUAACAGGCUUGAGAAAAAUAUUGUCAAGGGGCUCUAAAAGACGAGGCCUUGGUUACAUGAUAUUGGUUUGUAUUAAGCAACGUGUUAUUCUAAGAUAUUUCGUUUUGCCAUAAGCAAACAGGUCAUAUUGUGUUAUUACGUUCCUGUUGAUAUGGAAAGGAGAGAUAUUGCGAACGUUUUGCUAGUAUUUUUUACAUGUAUCAACAAUUACCACUAUUGCGCCGAAAGGAAAUGAUGACGUGGCAUCACCAGCAAUGUCAGUACCCGCUGGUCAUAUUUGUUUUUUAAAUCCAUCGGUUAUUUCUUAUUUAAACCAGUUAAGAGCUGUGACUGACAUUUAGUAAAAUCUUGUCCCAAGGAAGGUUGUUAAUUGUGUUUUAGGAAAAGAAAACUGAAGAACUCGUUUAUAAUUUAAAUUGAUAUAAGAUAACAUAUGGGUGAUGACAUGUAUUGAAUGUGCUGACCACAUGGGUGGUCCGGUCUACUAAUUACGUUGAUGUGUACCAAUAGAUGAUACGCGGAUGCUAAAUCUAGACGCUCUAAUCAUAUAUUCCCUCUAAAGGCGCUAUUAAAGGGAAUGUUGUAGUCACAUUUCAUACUAUAAGAUUCCGGUUUUGCACUAAGCAAUAUUACCUUUGUAUGUUGCAUGUCUCAGUUGAUGUUUGCUGUAAAUUUGAGCAUUUAAUAUAUCCACAGAUAUUUCGUUUUUGAAUCUCAUGAAUUAUUUUAUUUGAGGUACUUAAAUGCUGUAUAGUAUUGCUGUAAACUAUGUGUCAUAUAAUACACAAGUACAUGGGAUAUCAGCGUGAGUAAUACCAUCUCUGCGUAUCGGGGGACAACUGUAUCAAUUAUCCUAUAUAAAUCCUUUCUUAUAUAAAUGGUUUUAAUUUAAGAUAAAAGUUCAACGUCGCUAACCAAUUAUCAACUUUAAUGGUUAAAAAUACAUCUGAUAUAUGUUUUGAAGCGUUGUCUCUUCCAUAAUUCUACCAACAAGUGUUAACAGGUAGGUGACAUACUAAGCUCACUCUGAUAUCCCCAAGUGGAGGGCAAAGGGCAGACUUUUACAUACCAUGACAUAUUCAGGGCAGUCUUUUUAUGGACUGUAGUGUACAUGUACAUCAUUUAUAAUAAAAGAGUUAAACAAUA
Mizuhopecten yessoensis (Yesso scallop) is the source of this 8019-nucleotide messenger RNA. Its product is annotated as tetraspanin-33-like. Lineage: Eukaryota; Metazoa; Mollusca; Bivalvia; Pectinida; Pectinidae. Gene Ontology annotation, cellular component: membrane. The coding region runs from base 70 to 909 and encodes 279 amino acids. The transcript is spliced from 7 exons. The record is from RefSeq and is a predicted model, not a curated record.